CAUAUUCUUAGUAUUUUUGCUCCCAGCUAGCCGCUCGCUUUUCUCUAUUCGUCAUGGACUACAUCUUGACUAUUGACUCUGAUGAUGAUGAAGGUUCUACCGUCCAACAUAAACCUGCCAAAACGCAGGCAAUGGAUCAGGACGACCCUCAUCUUAAUCCUGAAUUUGUUUUCGGCCUCUCCGACGUUCAGCUUGCAGAUUCUGCCUUGGACGAGAUCUACAACGUUUCUGACAAGACCUCUACAAAACCAGGGGCGGUCUCCGUCGACCAAAUCAUAGAGAGAAGAAAACGGCAAACCGCUGCAACGAAACGAAAACGAGGUACAGAAAGCGGCCUCGCACAGAGCGAUAGUGAGGAAAGCGGCUGGUCUCAGUCGUCAAGUGACGAGGACGACGAAGAUAUAGAAGCGAGCGGAGAUGAAGAGGGCGACUCCAGUGGUGAACGGAGUGAGGACUUUGGCUCCGCUUCUUCGGAUGAGGACGACGAGGGGCAAUCUGAUGAGGUGUCCGACCUCGAAACGCAGGCCGAGAAGGACCGCAAGCGUGCCUUCUUUGAAGAUUCGGACACUACUACACCAGCACACGCUUCGUUCCUUACAAUGAAUCUGUCAAGACCACUCCAAAAGGCUCUCACAACACUUGGAUUCAACAAGCCGACGCCAAUUCAGGUUGCUGCUAUCCCUGUCGCACUCAUAGGCAAGGACAUUGUAGGUAAUGCUGUUACCGGCUCUGGAAAAACUGCUGCCUUCGUUAUUCCUAUGCUUGAGCGCCUCCUCUACCGGGAAAAGGGGAAAAGUGCUGCAGCUACGCGUUGUCUUAUUCUCGUUCCUACUCGGGAGCUGGGCGUGCAGUGUUACGAGGUUGCUCAAAAGCUAGCUGCUUAUACAGACGCAAGGAUAGCUCUGGUUGUUGGUGGUCUCUCUCUCAAAAGCCAAGAGGCUGCCCUACGCACUCGUCCGGAUGUGGUCAUUGCGACACCAGGUCGUCUCGUAGAUCAUAUUCAUAACUCCCCGUCGUUUAAUCUUGACGCUCUCGAUAUCUUGGUUCUUGAUGAAGCCGACCGUAUGCUUUCCGAGGGGUUUGCUGACGAACUAUCCGAAAUUAUCAAAGCUUGCCCGAAAUCUCGCCAGACUAUGCUCUUCUCGGCUACAAUGACGGACUCCGUGGAUGAACUGGUCAAGAUGUCAUUAAACAAGCCCGUCCGGCUCUUUGUUGAUCCCAGACGUACAACCGCUCGCGGAUUGGUACAAGAAUUUGUACGUGUACGUGCUGAGAAAGAGACAGAACGGUCAUCGUUACUUGUUGCAUUGUGCCAAAGGACAUUCACAUCAGGUGUCAUCGUGUUCUUUAGAAGUAAAAAACUCGCUCACCAAAUGCGAAUCAUCUUUCGUAUGCUUGAUAUGAAAUGCGAAGAGCUACACGGUGACCUCACACAAGAGCAGCGCCUGCAAGCCCUCCAACUCUUUCGGGACGGGCAGGUCAACUUUCUCAUGGCAACUGAUUUAGCCUCUCGUGGUCUCGAUAUCAAAGGCAUCGAAACGGUUAUUAACUAUGAUAUGCCUAACCAAGCGGCUCAGUAUCUCCAUCGCGUUGGUAGAACAGCCCGGGCCGGUAAAACUGGGCGGUCAUUGACACUCGUAGGAGAAGCCGACAGGAAGAUGCUUAAGUCUGUCAUCAAGCAUAGUGCUAGUGGAGAAAACAUUCGCCACCGUGUCGUUCCCGCGGAAUCGGUUGCAAAAUGGUCAAAGAGAAUUGCGGACUUGAAAGACGAGAUAUCCAUGGUUUUACAAGAGGAGAAAGAGGAAAAGCAGAUUAGACAAGCGGAAAUGGAGCUCAAAAAAGGGAAAAACAUGAUCGAUCAUGAAAAGGAGAUCUUUUCUCGACCUGCACGUACAUGGUUUCAAAGCGAGAAAGAAAAAAACAAGGCGGCUGCCUCGAGUAAACAGGAACACGAGAAUGCUAAUAAAACAGACAGCGGGGUUGACGCGGCUGCCCCGAAACGAGGGAAGUUUGCUGGACUUUCAAGGCGGGCCAAGCGACGGAAAUUGGCAGCCGAAGCUGAUCAGGCAAUUGGCGAUACCGGUGCUGUCGGCGCUGCUAUACGAUCCGCAAAGAAGAAUGCGCGGCCACGCAAAAUUGGUCUCCCAGAACAAAACUCAAAGCCCCGUAAAACCGCAGGGUCACGCUCAAAGAGUGCGGGCGCCAAAACAGGAUUUGAUCGAGAUUUGGGGCAAAGGGGUCAACACGAAGGCAUAAGGGCGAAGAAAGGUGACAAAAUUGGGCGUCCGGGCAAAAGAAGGGGUUGAAGAGGGGCGAUCAUAAUCACGCACAUUACAAUGUUCC
Molecule: messenger RNA, 2343 nt
Organism: Coniophora puteana RWD-64-598 SS2
Lineage: Eukaryota; Fungi; Basidiomycota; Agaricomycetes; Boletales; Coniophoraceae
Product: DEAD-domain-containing protein
Exons: 8
Coding region: 54-2306 (750 amino acids)
Molecular function (GO): RNA helicase activity; nucleic acid binding; ATP binding
Source: RefSeq, a predicted model, not a curated record